AUGUUCUCCCCUCCCCCUUCCCCCGGCUUACCAGCUCUGGUACCCCGACCACGGAAAUCAGCUACCGGACCGAGACCGAGUCGAGUUCUCCGAGUUGCCGCAUGGAUCCUUGGUGGUUUAGCGCUGGUCUCUUUUGUCGUGAGGGCUCUUGUAAAGAAGGAAGUACUAGUACCUGUCGUUGGAUGGGCUUUGGACAACCAUGAAGAGUAUGAAAUGGUUGGCCAGUAUGACUUGCCUGACUUCCCCACGCCCAUCGCUGUUACGGACAAAAAAGGCAGAUCCAAGUGGACAGUAUCCAUACCACCUGCAUAUAACUUCCCCUUAACCACCAAAGAGUAUUCGGAUAUCUGCAUCAAAUGCCAAGAAGUGGCAACCCACGUCAGAGAGCUACACGGUCACACAAAGCCUUCCCAAGAGACUCAGCUAGAUUACUAUUACGAGGAUCCCUACUUUGUCGAUGUUGGUGACGCCGAAAAACGAGGACUCCUACCGGGAGUGGGGAAAGCAUGGAAAGUGACGGCGCAAGCUCAAGAUGGUCAUUUAGUAGGGGACGAGGCGGACGGAUUAGCGGAUAAGAGCGCUUGCAAGACGUCUUUAACAUUCGUUCUCGAGUCGGCCGAUGCUGGACUGGGUCCUACUUUGAUGAUGUUGUGGAUGGCGUAUGGUCUGGCCCAGAAGGAAAAGCGAGCUUUUUUUAUUGAUGAUUCCCGGUGGGCAUAUGGCGAUUAUACUACCAUCUUUAAGGCGCCACCGACGCCUGACUGCAGCGCGCCGCCGCGCCACGAGAUGCUGCCGUGUCCCCACAGCGCGCGACACCUGAUCGUAUCAACGGCUACUGCAUCCGAAACUUUUGGCAAGAGCUUUAAUUCCGAGUACGAAAAUCUUCGUCGAAGCAACGUCUAUCGAGAACGGCCAAUAUACGACCUUGCUCGAGUUGGAUACGAGGCUCUUUUCCGUUUAAAUGAUGAGGAUCAACCCUACGUAGACCGCCGCGUCAAGGAGCUGAGGACAAUGGUCAAAGUUAGAGAGGGAAGCUACAAUGACGGCAUGAUCAUCGGUAUUCAUAUUCGACAUGGCGAUUUGCACCCAUACGAGUACCAGUAUAAUGGCGCGUACAUCCCUCUGAACCUCUACGCGCUAAAAUCCAAGGAGCUUAUCGAACAGUACCAUAACUCCAGUACUCUCCUUGGAGGUGAGGACCCGAUAGCCAAACAGCACUCGUUCUCCAUCAUUGCGUCAGACGACCCAGACGUCUACGAAACAGAAGAGUUCUCGGGCUCUCUGAGAGCACAAGAACAAAUCCAGCUCGCCAGCAAGCAACACAUCCAAAAGCUAAACCCAGAUAAGUCGGUGAUGCACAAGUUCGUGGACGAGACUUUCGGCUGGGAGGGCGGAUUCUUCGCGAGCAUGUUCUGGAAUCUGGGCCACACCACGACAGCGCCUCAACCGUCGGCGGAAACCAUGCGGCUUAGAGGGCUUAUGGGACGGGCCUACGCGAUGGACCUAGCUGUCUUGGGCCAGGCUAGCGACGCUGUUAUUUGCACUAUCAGCGCAAUGGGAUGUCGAUUGCUGGCUGUGAUCAUGGGCUGGGAAAAAGCAAUGGAAGAAGGAAAAUGGGUCAACAUCGACGGGGAUUAUCAAUGGGCUGCAUUAACACUAUGA
Molecule: messenger RNA, 1662 nt
Organism: Daldinia vernicosa
Lineage: Eukaryota; Fungi; Ascomycota; Sordariomycetes; Xylariales; Hypoxylaceae
Exons: 2
Coding region: 1-1662 (553 amino acids)
Biological process (GO): protein N-linked glycosylation
Molecular function (GO): alpha-(1->6)-fucosyltransferase activity
Source: RefSeq, a predicted model, not a curated record